GUUAGGUUUUGUGUUGCACAUAAACAAAGUAGUCAGCAAAGCCUCAACGCCCUCGACCACUUUUUGCUUAUUGCAUUAACCCGGAUAUCAGCCACCCUCGGUAGACGAUUUCGUUUGCAAAAAGUAAAUCCGUCUUCAUUCCUCUCCGAGUUUUCGCCACUGGAAGUAGCAACUUUUCGACCGAGCCACGAUGGAAGGAGAGAACAUUUUCCUUUUUGUGCCAAACUUAAUUGGUUAUGCCAGAGUAAUUCUUGCUCUGAUAUCAUUUUACUUCAUGCCGACUAAUUAUGUCCUGGCCUCCUGGUGCUACGUGACCUCAGCUCUGUUGGACGCAUUUGACGGACACGCUGCAAGAAUCUACGACCAGAGUACAAAGUUCGGAGCCAUGUUGGACCAAUUGACUGAUCGUUGUGGCACCAUGUGCCUCAUGGUGACCUUGUGUCUCUUUUAUCCGCAAUACACUUUCCUCUUCCAGUUGAGCAUGACUAUUGAUAUCGCCUGCCACUGGAUUCACCUCCACACGUCUCUUAUGCAAGGCAAGACCAGUCACAAGUUUGUCGACAUGGCUGGAAAUCCGAUUAUGCGAAUCUACUACACUUCCCGAACAGUUUUGUUCUGCAUGUGUGCCGGAAAUGAGUUGUUCUACGCCUCACUUUAUCUCCUGCAUUUCACCUCCGGCCCAAUCGUUGGUGAAAUUGGACUGUUCAAGCUGCUUUGCUACGUGACCUUCCCAGUGGCAGUCGUCAAGGCGUUAAUUGCCCUUUUGCAGGGUUACGUCGCUUGCCUAAACCUUGGCACCAUUGACGUUAAGGAAAGGGAAGAAGCGCGCCAAGCCAAAGCACAAUAAUUUUAAUCAAGAUGGAUUUCUUUAAUUUUUCAAAGUUUUAUUCUGGUCAAAUGCAAUUUAUCAAAAGUUCCGAGGUAUGCAAUUAACUUUAAAUUGUUUCUCUCUUGUUUAUCAAAAUUACAAAAUUUGUUCAUGUCUUGCGCCGUACCGAAUAAUUCUGGCGCAGAAAAAUUAAUUCUUAAAAAUUGUGAGUUGGUGUCAAAAUAUUGAUGUUUGUGAGUUGAUUGUAUAUUUCUGUGCCAAAAAAAAAUGUUAAUUAGUCAAUCGCGUACUUAUGAGCUGUUGAAGAGUCAAUAGAAGAAGAAAAUAUUGCACUGUAGAAACUGAAAAUGUGAAAAAAUAAUUGUGUUAAAAACACAAAUUUUGAUAUUUUGACGGUUUAAAAAAACUUUUGUUAAAAUUAUGAUCAGAUUUUGAUUAAAAAAAAUUGAUGGUGUAUUGAAGGUCUAUAAGCUUGAAAAAUUAAUUAUUUUUUUUCUGAAACUGAUUGCUUUCCCUUUAAUAGCACCAACAGCUUACUCGUAUAUAGUGCAUGUGCUGGAGAGUAAGGAUCAAAUCGAAUAAUUCCACUUGCAUUUAUUGUGCUAGAGACUAUCAUAAUAAUUGAGGUAGUGCAAAUAUCUCACUCUGUUUAUUGCACCAAUCUAAUUAUAAAUGUCGCCUUCAAAAUUCCUCCCCCUUUGCUGUGAAAAAUAAAAUGUGGAGUUUGGAUCAUCCAAAAAUGUCUU
Messenger RNA from Neocloeon triangulifer, 1575 nucleotides. RefSeq names its product CDP-diacylglycerol--inositol 3-phosphatidyltransferase (gene Pis). Gene Ontology annotation, biological process: phosphatidylinositol biosynthetic process. The transcript is spliced from 5 exons. Gene Ontology annotation, molecular function: CDP-diacylglycerol-inositol 3-phosphatidyltransferase activity. Bases 191 to 847 code for a protein of 218 amino acids. NCBI's taxonomy places the organism in Eukaryota, Metazoa, Arthropoda, Insecta, Ephemeroptera, Baetidae. Gene Ontology annotation, cellular component: Golgi apparatus; membrane. The record is from RefSeq and is a predicted model, not a curated record.